This is a messenger RNA of Glarea lozoyensis ATCC 20868, 714 nucleotides long. Its product is annotated as EF-hand. Bases 1 to 714 code for a protein of 237 amino acids. NCBI's taxonomy places the organism in Eukaryota, Fungi, Ascomycota, Leotiomycetes, Helotiales, Helotiaceae. Gene Ontology annotation, cellular component: half bridge of spindle pole body; mitotic spindle pole body. The transcript is spliced from 2 exons. Gene Ontology annotation, molecular function: microtubule binding; calcium ion binding. Gene Ontology annotation, biological process: spindle pole body duplication. The record is from RefSeq and is a predicted model, not a curated record.
AUGGCAUCCACAGCCCAGCCCUCUUUCGCGAAUAGACCAUACUCGAACUUGCAUGGAAAAUUACCAGAUAGGACGGCUGCGGGCUUUGCGCAGAGCGCUCAUACGGGGCCGAGGGAUAACGCGCGACUGGAGCGUGAGCGACAAGAACGGUCACAGAGGGAAGCGCAAUCAGCGGCGCAAGGAGGGAGUGGAGCACAGAAUCCCUUGAGUAGCAUUACAGACGAACAGCGUGAGGAAAUAAACGAGGCAUUCGGCCUUUUCGACCUCGACAAAGACCAGCGGAUAGACUACCACGAAUUCAAAGUCGCCCUGAAAGCAUUAGGUUUCGACCUACCCAAAUCCGAAAUACUAGCCCUACUUACCGCCAAUGGAAUACCCAAAGACGCUCCUAUAGCACCCCAUCCACCCGCAAGAAACCCCAAACCUCCGCAAAAUGUCAGCGUCGGAAAAUUAAUUUUAACGUUACAAUCAUUCCAAUCGAUAGCUGCGACGCUGAUAGCGCAGAGGGAUCCAAAGGAAGAAAUACUAAGGGCAUUCGCCCUGUUCGACACAGAAGAUAAAGGGAUCAUAAGUAUAGAGGAUUUAAGAAGGGUAGCAAGGGAACUAGGCGAAGCGCUCGAGGAAGAUGAAUUGACGGCCAUGAUUGAGGAGUUUGAUUUAGAAGGAAAAGGGGGUGUGGGGAAGGACGAGUUCAUUGGGAUAUGUAUGGGAUGA